Messenger RNA from Periconia digitata, 2541 nucleotides. NCBI's taxonomy places the organism in Eukaryota, Fungi, Ascomycota, Dothideomycetes, Pleosporales, Periconiaceae. The record is from the annotation of a GenBank genome assembly.
CUGCUUCGUACAAAGGCAGCCGCACGGGUCGCGUAGGAGGCAGGCGCAAUGCGACUCCAACGCGCCUGGCCUCUUACCCUCUGAUCUCCCGAAAACAAACGCGCGCGUUUCUCUCACCUAGCCAGAGCUGCAUCUACCGCUGCACUAGCCGGCCUCGCAAGGCGUCAGUAUUCUUAUGGCUCCGUUCCGAAACAGAGACCGGUCUAACCGGUCUGGACGUGGUCAAGUUGAACACAAUGUUUUGGAGGGCUUGCCCAUCAACCAGUACCGGGAGGUCGAAAUUACCAUUGGACCCAGUUCUACCGAAACCAAACAUGUGGACAAAGAUGCAUGGCCCGAACUCCCCAUGCCUAGAGAUGCUCACCUGCUACCUGAACAUUCUCAGCAGCUACUAAGAGCGGCGAGAGCGGGUAAGGUUACCAAAGCACCUGCACCGCCUGAAGAGGAUAUCGAGAAUCGCGAAGAAGAAGACGACCACAAAGAAGUGCCCCAAGGAUUCACUGUCAAGAAAUGGGUCAAAGUAGCCAGACAUCUCGAGGGUCCCGAGCCCGAGUAUCUGGCCAAGAGAAGGAAAGGGCUGCCUUCGCAAUAUGUACCUGGCCAAGUUGCGACGCAGCCCCUGAGGGAGACUAAGGUGAAGAAAACCGACGCAGAAGGCAACGUUGUCGUGUACAAGGCUUUGGUGCCCGAAGGUCAGGCUGUCGAAGGCGAAGUACAAGGGGCCGAUGCUGUCAUCGAAGCGGCCCCCGUCGUGGCUGCUCCUGGAACGGUUGUGGAAGGUGUUGGAGUUGUAAAUUCUGAGGGAGUCGUGGUGGCCAAUGACAUUAUGCAACAAACUCCCCCACGAAGGAGACCCCCUCCACCCAAGAAGAAGAGAAGGAGCGGGCCUGGCCGUGGUAAGAAGAAGGUCAUAUUUGCCGAAGGUGCAGAUCAGAGCGCCCAGGUGUCCGGUGCCGGCUCCAAUUUACUGGCAGUCGCAAAUCUUAAGCAAGAAGGGUCUGUGGAGCCAUCAGAGGGUGGCGACACCCCUAUGCCGGAUGCCGGAGACGAAGAGGAGGGCUCGGGCGAAGAGGGGUCCGAAGAUGAAGAUCAGGAAGAAGGGACACAUUCGCCACCACCUACAGAAGUUCCAGUACCCGCGGCGCCCACAAACCUUCCAGAUAAACCUGCCGCACAAUCGCCCGUCAAAUCUCAGAUCGAGGACACGAUCAUGGCCGAUGUCGAACCCGCCUUAGACCCUCCAAUCGUCGUAGCAGAGACAUCAGCAGCCCCUGUCGCCUCAGAGGAAAGCAAACCCUCCCCACCGUCAAAAGCAGAACCAGAACAGGAAAGAAAGACGUCAGCCGAGCCCAAACGCGACCAAUCUAGCUCACCAGAGAUGCCUUUGUCGACGAUUUCACAUAGCAGGCAGAACUCUCUUACUCAAGUACCAACUAUUGCCGCUCUCGAGACGACAGAAGCGCCGGAACCUCCUCCCGCGCCUACCCCUGUACCUACCACAGUCGAAGUGCCCGCAUCUACCACAGUCGAAGUGCCCGCAUCUACCAUCGAACCUGCUCUUGAGCCAACUGUUGAAUCCACAACUGAGCUCACAGCUGAGCCUACGACUGAGCCUGUCGCUGAGCCUAUAACUGAGCCUGUUACUGAGCUUACAACUGAGCCCAUAGCCGAGCCUCCAGUGGUACCCGCAAUUGAGCCCGCCGUUGAACCCAUAGUUGAACCCGCAGUCAAAUCCCCGACCGAACCUAUUCAAGAAACGCCUUCAUCCGAGUUACCAGUCCCGAUAUUGGAACCGCCACUCCCAUCAGCGCCUACGGAGAUGGAGGCACAGCCAACAGAAAGUGAAGCUCCAUUGGAUACUCAGGAUCAAGCUGCGGUGGAAGCUCAGGUACCGGCUGCAACAGAGGUCAUCGAGAAGACACCAGCUGGUACGACGCCAGAGGUUCCACCGCAACCGGAGAUCCCACAAGAAAUUCCAGUAGAACAACCGACAGGACUCCCAGCCAAACCUCCUGUAGCUGAUGAUGUAAUUGCCCAGACCGAAGCACCAGAAGAGACGCCUGCUUCUACCGAGGCGCCAAAAGAAGUUGAGGCGGAUGACAGUGAGCCCGAUCUUCUGGGCAGCCUGGAACGACACCUCGAAAAAGAAAGGGAGACCAUGGGUUAGGAAGCCAAUGAAGCCAAUGAAGCUAACAUCUUCAGCAGCCUGGAACGGCACCUCGAAAAAGAAAGAGAGGCUAUGGGUUAGGAAUCCAAUGAAGCUAAUAUCUUCAGCAGCCUGGAAAGUUACCUCGAACGGAAGCUUAAGUCUCCAGAUUGACCCCCAAGAAGUAUGAUAAUGGUCAGGCCAGCCUUGGAGUGCAGUCUCAGUGGUGUCGAUUGAUAAUCUCUACAUAUAUUGGUAUGUCCACCAUUUUGGUUAGACAUCAAGAUGUUGUUGCGGGGGCAGUAUUUAUAUCCUUGUAAGAUAAUGUGCGAAGUGGGCAUGGGCAACGCGCCAUGGCUACUGUCUGGUUCUUUGUGGUUUUUGGCAGAUUUUUC